AGAGUUGUUAGAAACAAGUGACGUCACUGUGAGACUUUAAUGGUAAGUUAGAAAGUCCAGGAAAGCUGCAGGUGCGAACAGAACCUAAGAAAACUGAAGGCCAAACAUGGCUUUAUCUGAGUUAUACACCAAGUACAACAGAGUCUGGAUACUGGAUGAAGAACAUGUUUGGAAAUCAGCUGAAAUCACCAAAGACUUCCACUCAGGAGAUAAUGUUCUUCAGUUGCUUCUUGAAGACGGCACUGUGCACCUCUACCCAGUCGAUCCCUCCAAACCGAAUCUGCCGCCUCUUAGAAACCCAGACAUCCUGGUGGGCGAGAACGACCUCACAGCCCUCAGCUACCUGCACGAGCCCGCGGUGCUGCACAACCUCAAAGUCCGAUUCGUCGAGUCCAGGAUCAUCUAUACCUACUGUGGUAUCAUUCUGGUUGCUGUAAAUCCUUAUAAGCAGCUUCCCAUCUAUGGCGACGCAAUUAUUCAUGCCUAUUCAGGCCAGAACAUGGGAGACAUGGACCCCCAUAUAUUCGCUGUGGCUGAGGAAGCCUACAAACAAAUGGCCAGGAAUCAUAAAAACCAGUCUAUCAUUGUGAGCGGAGAGUCUGGAGCCGGUAAAACCGUAUCGGCACGUUAUGCUAUGAGGUACUUUGCUGUUGUGAGCAAAUCUGGAAGUGAUACUCGAGUAGAAGACAAAGUGCUGGCUUCCAAUCCCAUCACAGAGGCAAUAGGAAAUGCAAAAACCACCCGUAAUGACAACAGCAGUAGGUUUGGAAAAUACACAGAGAUCAGUUUUGACCGGAGGUAUCGAAUCAUCGGAGCGAACAUGAGGACUUACCUCUUGGAGAAAUCCAGAGUGGUUUUUCAGGCAGAGAAUGAACGCAACUACCACAUAUUCUACCAGAUGUGCUCCUGCGCAGACUCAGCAGAGUUUAAAACCCUCAGACUGCUGAGUGCAGAUGAGUUCAGGUACACCAGCAUGGGUGGAGACGUAACUAUCGAAGGCGUAGACGAUAAAAAGGACAUGGAGGAGACUCGUCGUACCUUCUCCCUUCUGGGUUUAAAAGAGGACUUUCAGUCAGAUGUGUUUAAAGUUCUAGCUGCUAUUUUGCAUUUGGGGAACGUGGAGAUCAGGAGCUCUGGGGAUGACAGGUCAUCUGCUCCUUCGAACGAUCCCCACCUGGCGGCGUUCUGUGACUUGCUGUCUGUGAGUCCAUCUGAACUGGUGCGGUGGCUGUGUCAUCGCCGGAUUGUUCUGGUGAGCGAAACGGUGGUAAAGCCGGUGCCGAAAGAGAGAGCAAUGGCCGCCAGAGAUGCUCUGGCUAAGCAGAUCUACGCCCACCUGUUUGACUGCAUCAUCACCAGGAUCAACACGGCGCUGCAGGUUCCAGGAAAACAACACGCCUUCAUCGGUGUUUUGGACAUUUACGGAUUUGAAACAUUUGACAUCAACAGCUUCGAACAGUUUUGCAUCAACUAUGCAAACGAAAAGCUCCAGCAGCAGUUUAACUUGCAUGUCUUCAAGUUGGAGCAAGAGGAGUACAUGAAGGAGGACAUCCCCUGGACACUAAUAGACUUUUAUGAUAAUCAACCCGUCAUUGAUCUGAUCGAAGCAAAAAUGGGGAUCCUUGACCUUCUGGAUGAAGAAUGUUUAUUUCCUCAGGGAACUGAUCAGAGCUGGUUACAGAAGCUGUACAACUACCUGGAAGCCAAUCCCUUGUUUGAGAAACCCAGGUUAUCAAAUGAGGCAUUUGUGAUUCAACACUUUGCAGACAAGGUAGAAUACCAGUGCAGAGGUUUUCUUGAGAAGAACAGAGAUGCUCUUUAUGAAGAACUGGUGGACACAAUGAGAGCCAGUAAGUUUCCUUUUCUAGCAAACUUUUUCCAAGAGGAGGAGCAGAGUUCAGCAAACAGUAAAGGCGUCCGAGUCAAAGCAGCCAGGCCACCUGUGAAACCAGCCAAUAAGCAGCUCAGGACCUCAGUGGGAAAUAAGUUCUGCAGCUCCCUGUCUUUACUGAUGGAGACGCUGAACGCCACCACACCUCACUACGUGCGCUGCAUUAAGCCCAAUGAUGAGAAACUCCCAUUUGAAUAUGACUCAGGGCGAGUGGUGCAGCAGCUGCGGGCCUGUGGAGUACUGGAAACUAUUCGGAUCAGUGCACAGAGCUACCCAUCCAGAUGGACAUACAUUGAGUUUUACAGCCGAUACAGCAUCCUGAUGUCCCAUUUGGAGGCAGACCUCACUGACAAAAAGGAAACGUGUAAAAAUGUCCUGCAGAGAUUGAUUCAGGACUCCAACCAGUACAAGUUUGGCCGUACAAAAAUCUUCUUCCGAGCCGGACAGGUAGCUUACCUGGAGAAGCUGCGUCUGGAUCGACUGCGAGGAGCAUGUGUGACCAUUCAGAAGCAUGUCCGAGGAUGGAGCCACAGGAGGAAGUACCUGAGGAUAAGAGAGGCGGCCAUCAUCCUCCAGCAGUACAUCCGAGGAAAGAGGACAAUCCGCAAAACGGUGACUGCUGAAAUACUGAAGCAGGGCUGGGCUGUGGUGGUGAUCCAGAGACACUGGAGAGGCUACCGCACAAGACAGGUCUACCAGAUCCUCAACAAAGAGAACCGAGGAUUGAUGGAAAGACUGACUAGCCUGGCCAGCACUCAUUCCCAAACAAUGGACAGAGUUCGCAGUCAGGAGGCGCAGCUGGAAAAAAUAACCAACCUGAAGGCCUCUGCAGAGGAAAGAGAAAGAAAAGCAAAAGAAGAAGCCAACCUGACAAUUAAUCAGCUUCAAAAGCAAAUAGAGGCUCUAAAGCUUGAAAAGGAAAACAUGGAGAAAAAGCUUGAAGCUUCCAUCAAAGAAACCAAAGAAAGUUUUGAUCAAGUGAAAAUGAGCCUUCAGGAAGAGAAAGAAAAUGAAGUCCGACUUAGAAAAAUUGCAGAAAACAACAUCGAGAUCCAGAGACAUGAUAACGAGAAAGAGCUGGAAACUUUGAAGGAGGAGAUAAAGCGAUUAAAAGAGGAGAGAGUGAGUCUGAAGAGGAAGAUGGAGGAGGGAGCACAGGUGAGCUCCGACCUGCAGGAACAGGUCCUUCAGCUCACCAAGCAUGUGAAGGUCAUCCCAGAGCUGCGCAGAGACAUGAACAACCUGCAGAAUCAGAGGGAUAACCUGGACCGCAGGAUGAAGGAACAGUCAGAGCAAACAAGAGCGAAAACAAAGGAAAUCAUAAGACAGCUGCUUGGCGGUGUUGUUGAAGAGGAAAAAAUUGGAGGGUUUAUUCCAGACGAUUCUGAGAAGAUUUAUGAACCAGAUGAUUUAGAGGAAGCUUUUGAGGGUCUUCAAAAAGCGACAAGGUUAAUGGAAAGCCACCAGAGGGAGCAGAAGGAGAUGUAUGAAUCUCAGCUGGAGGGCCUGAGCCUGAAAGUGGACCACCUUCAGAAUGAGAACAGCAAGCUGCAAAAUCUUUUCCACGAAAAAAGUAACAUCAAUGAGGAUAUUCGCCAAGAGGUGUCCAGGCUCAGCAGUGAGAACUCUGUCAUACCAGAGCUGAAGCUGCAGGUUUCUGAGCUGCAGAGACAAAAGCAGGAGCUUGAUGCCGUUGUCAAGGAGCAGAGCUGCGAGUUAGCUGAGAAAAAUAAUGAGAUCAGCACCAUUCUCCACAAGAAGAUCGCAGAAGAAAGCACGCAACGCCGGCACUUUGAGGAGAGGGCCAAGGAGCUGGAUGAGACCAGGGAGCAGCUUCAGGGAAGGAUAGAGGAACUGGAGGAGGAGAACGAACACUUGAAAAGACAGCAGCUGAUGGAGGGAGAAGUGAAAAGAAAGCUGCGAGAGGAGGCGUCACAGUUAACCGCCGAGAACAUGGACUUGGAGGAGCAGCUUGACCAGAAGGAGCGAUGCAUCAAGAAACUCCAUAAGCAGAUAAAGAGUCUGAAACGCUCACAGAGAGCGAAACAAAAUCCCGCUCUUCCUAAAGAAUACCUCGGCAUGUUGGAGUAUGGGAGGGAGGAUGAAGCAAGGCUCAUUCAAACUAUCAUCAUAGACCUGAAGCCCAAAGGUGUGGUGGUCAACGUGAUCCCGACUCUGCCAGCUUUCCUCCUCUUCAUGUGCGUCCGUCAUGCCGACUACCUGAAUGAUGACAACAAACUGAAGUCUCUGAUGAAUUCCAUCAUUCAAGGGAUCAAAAAAGUCACUGUGGCUUACAAGGAAUUUGAAUCUUUGUCCUUCUGGCUCUCCAACACAUACCAGCUGCUCAACUGUCUAAAACAAUACAGCGGGGAGGAGGAGUUCCAGAAACAGAGCACAGCGCGUCAGAAAAAGAACUGCCUGCAGAACUUUGAUUUGUCCGAACACAGACAGAUUCUCAGCGACGUGGCCAUACAGAUCUACCAUCAGCUCAUCUCUGUCAUGCAGAAGAUCCUCACGCCUACUAUCGUGCCUGGUAUGUUGGAGCAUGAGAGCCUACAAGGAAUUUCUAGCAUGAAACCGACCGGCUUUAGGAAGCGUUCCAACAGUAUGUAUAAGGACUCAGAGAAAUACACCAUCUCCUCCAUCCUGCAGCAGCUGUCUGUCUUCCAUUCUGCCAUGAGCCACCACGGCAUGGAGCAGAGCCUGAUCAAACAGGUUGUCAAACAGCUCUUCUUCCUGGUUGGCGCCACCACCUUCAACCACAUCAUGCUUUGCAAAGACAUGUGCUCUUGCAGGAAAGGGAUGCAGAUUAGAUGUAACAUCAGUUACCUGGAAGAGUGGCUGAAGGAGAAUGAGCUCCAGAGCUCCGGGGCCAUCGAUACGUUGAGGCCUCUGGCUCAGGCUGCCUGGCUGCUGCAGGUCAACAAGUCCACUGAUGAAGACGCUCAAGAGAUUGCUGAAAAUUGCACUGAACUAAACCCUGAUCAGAUUGUUAAGAUUUUGAAUUCCUACACACCCAUAGAUGAUUUUGAGAAGCGAGUGACCUCAUCGUUUGUCCGCAAAGUUCAGGUAAGCUUUGCUGUUUAGUCAGGUUUAAAUGAGCGGAGUCUCUUCUGAGGUUUAAUUAAAGGAAAAGUC
Cyprinodon variegatus (sheepshead minnow) is the source of this 5029-nucleotide messenger RNA. RefSeq names its product myosin VC (gene myo5c). Gene Ontology annotation, molecular function: microfilament motor activity; actin filament binding; ATP binding. Gene Ontology annotation, biological process: vesicle transport along actin filament; actin filament organization. Gene Ontology annotation, cellular component: myosin complex; cytoplasm; vesicle. The record is from RefSeq and is a predicted model, not a curated record. NCBI's taxonomy places the organism in Eukaryota, Metazoa, Chordata, Actinopteri, Cyprinodontiformes, Cyprinodontidae. Bases 107 to 4978 code for a protein of 1623 amino acids. The transcript has 38 exons.